Molecule: messenger RNA, 3945 nt
Organism: Coregonus clupeaformis (lake whitefish)
Lineage: Eukaryota; Metazoa; Chordata; Actinopteri; Salmoniformes; Salmonidae
Product: rab5 GDP/GTP exchange factor-like
Exons: 10
Coding region: 141-1724 (527 amino acids)
Biological process (GO): vesicle-mediated transport
Cellular component (GO): cytosol; endocytic vesicle
Molecular function (GO): guanyl-nucleotide exchange factor activity; zinc ion binding; small GTPase binding
Source: RefSeq, a predicted model, not a curated record
ACAGAGACUCGAGAGUAUGCUCCACCUCUCCAGACAGUUCCCAGCCACAGUCAGGGCUACUAAAGAAGCUAGCUCGUCCUAGGACUCGCUCUGAAAAAAGCCAGCCAGCUCUGCUGAGGUUCUUCCAGCCAGGCAGCGAGAUGAACCAGCGGACGGAGCGCCGCGGGAUCCACGUGGACCAGUCGGAGCUGCUCUGCAACAAGGGCUGUGGUUACUAUGGCAACGUGGCCUGGCAGGGCCUAUGCUCCAAGUGUUGGCGGGAAGAGUACCAGCGGGCCCGACAGAAGCAGAUCCAGGAGGACUGGGCCCUGGCUGAGAAGCUGCAGAAGGAGGAGGAGGCUGCCUAUGCCAGUAUCCAGGGGGCCCAGGCUCAACCCCAGGCAUCACUUGCCCCCUUCUCUAAGUUCGAGGAGAAGAAGACCAACGAGAAGACGCGCAAGGUGACCACCGUGAAGAAGUUCUUCAGUCCCUCGUCACGGACAGCCCCCAAGAAAGCCCCCAGUGAGGGAGAGGAGAAGGUGACAGGCCUCAGAGACUGGAGAGGAAUGUUUACUCCCCCUUGGGAAAUGGGCUCCCCCACAGAAGAGAACCAGGAGGGCAAGACCCCCAGCCCCUCCAUCAGCCGCCAGUCCAGCAUCGAGACUGACCGCGUCUCCAGAGACUUUGUGGACUUCCUGAAGAUCCUGCAGAAGCCAGGCCGCGAGAUCCACAAGCAGAGCAGAGCCUUCAUCGAGAUCAUGGCCAACAAAAAGGACUUAGGUGCUGAUGAGCUGUCUGAGUGUGUCCAAGACUUCUACCAGAACAUGUCCGACCGCCUCAUGACCCAUUUUAAAGGCUCUACAGAGCGUGUUGAGCAAGUGAUGGACGAGGUGGAGAAGUACAUUAUGACUCGCCUAUAUAAGAGCGUCUUCUGCCCCGAGACCACAGAUGAUGAGAAGAAAGACCUGGCCACUCAGAACAGGAUACGGGCAUUACACUGGGUGGACAUUCAGAUGCUCUGUGUGCCAGUGGAUGAGGAGAUCCCAGAGGUGUCAGACAACGUGGUCAAAGCCAUAACAGACGUCAUUGAGAUGGACUCCAAGCGGGUACCAAGGGACAAGCUAGCGUGCAUCACGCGCUGCAGCAAGCACAUCUUUAGCGCCAUCAAGAUCACCAAGAGCGAGCCAGCCUCGGCAGACGACUUCCUGCCCACCCUAAUCUACAUCGUACUGAAGGCCAACCCUCCACGCCUGCAGUCCAACAUCCAGUACAUCACCCGCUUCUGCAACCCCAGCAGGCUCAUGACCGGAGAGGACGGAUACUACUUCACUAACCUGUGCUGUGCAGUUGCUUUCAUCGAAAAACUGGACGCCCAGUCCCUCAACUUGGACCCUGAGGACUUUGAGCGCUACAUGUCGGGCCAGGCCUCCCCUCGCAGGCCUGAGGUGGGCAGUAGCUGGCCCCAGAUGGACACUGCCGCUUCCAGACCCGCCCUGGCCCAGGUCUACCAGAACCUGGAUCUCCUGUCAGGCCUGGGGAGCCGGCAGGAAAGGGUUCUGGAGGGGGCGCGGAGCCUGCAGAGUGACCUGAUCACCUGGCAGGAGAGUGUGGAGCGAGAGGUGCAGGAAAUACUGGAGAAGUACCCGUUGGAGAUCCGCCCGCCUGCCCUCUCUGCCAUCGACUCGGACAACGUGGAAAACGACCGGCUGCCGCUGCCACUGACGCCCCAGGUGUUUGCUGGGUAAUAUCUCUCCAGAAUGGGAGGCAACAGAGGGCUUCUUGAACUAAUGAUCCCGCCUCUCUGAUCCCGUCAUUGGCUCUUUACUAUGGCGAGGUUCAGGAAAUGGCAGCCCCCUCGUGUCUCUACUGCUACCCUUUUAAACAUUCUCACACACUGUAAGCAAAGUAGGCUUUUGUCCAUUUUGCCCUGGUUAAAUUAAGCAUUAAUAGAUAAAAAGGAAGGACUAAGUUUGAGGAAAAGGGUUAAGUGACCUUUAAUGGAACCAAGUCUAUGCAAUGCUCCUGCAUACACAUACUCCUUUUAGACUAGCCCUCUUCAGAUCAGAUGGCCUCACGCUAUGUAUGGCUGAGUUGGCAUUAGGCCCUAGUCUGCACUCCUCUACAUCCCCGCUGCACUGACACAGAUGGCACACCUUGAAACUGUAAGAUUACUUCUCCACCUUGUCAUGCUGAGGAAAGGGGUAUGUUAUUUUUAGAUAGCUGCUAGUGAAUUUGGGAAAUGCUGACUCCUGCACCUUGCAGUAUGAACUCUUCAGAAUUCUAUACUCUGUUUGCAUGUGCUUUGCGCCUAGCCUUCUUGAGUCACCACCAUGGGACUAGGCUGCAGUCUAAUUGUGCGCAACAGGGGGAAAAAAGGAUGAAUGUCAUCCAAAACCAAAGGUCUUAAGCAGGUUCUUAUAUGUGAGUAUGCCCCAAUGUGUGGUCUCAACUAAUAUUUUGAAUGCUAAUAUAGAACGCUUAAUCAUCAGACUUAACUGAGAGGAAAUUAUGAAUUAAGGUACUUUUAACUUCUCUCAUUCAUUUUAGAUCGCAAUUAUGUGUCAGUAGGGCCAAGAGCCCUCACUGUAUGUAUUCAAGUUUGGACCUAGUUUUUCCUGAUAAUGUGACCUGACCAGGAAAACCUCCGCUUACUACUCAUCUAGUAUGCCCAUGAGGCAAAGUAAUGCAGAAGAAUGCUUCUUGUUAUACCAUGGAAUCGCAGGGCAUGAUUUUUUAAAUGUUUGAUCCAUGGUGCUGGUUUGCUGGAGCAGCAAACUACAAUGUGUACUACAAUAGGGAAAUUAUCAUGUAUGUCCCUAAAUGAACAAUGCAUUAAAAGGGAAUUUCUUCUUUCAGUUACAUACAGUAUGUAUUAGUGGGGGAUAAUAACAAUAUUAUUGGGAGGCAGUAUAAUGGUAAGUUUGCAUUGUAAUAUAUUAACGUUGGAUAAACAAUAACUCCCUAUGGCAUUAGGAGAGGCAGAGCCCAUAACACUCCUUAAUUAACACUGUCACUGUUUAACUUGAUCAAACACUGUUUCAUUGUUUGUAAGCCUUCCUUGGUGCACUGCUGCUAUUUUUCUAAUUUGAUUUGCGAGUUUGAUGGUACAGAAUUAUCUGGCUGUAAAAAUAAGUCAAGGCAAUGAUACUACUUGAGCUAAACGUGAGAACUUAUCCAGAAGCUUGCUAAUAUACAGUAUGUGGCCCUGUAAUUUCAUUAUAAUCACAUUUCAAAUGGUCGUAAAAUAUUCAAGAGGAUGCCAGCCUAGUGAAACAAAGGAUAAAUAGAGGACUUAAUACGCUAUUUAUGCUGUUUUUUCCCCAUUUUGCCACAGACUUUUAAUUUUGCAACAGAUCUGGGAACGGCAUCCUAACAUUUAUUUAUUCUUCAGAUAGAGUGGUACUUGUUACAAUCUGUGAAACCUAAAGUUUGACCAAGAUGCAAGUUACUGUGUUAUGUACAAAAUGCCAGUGAACUGCUGAUAUGGAUUGUGGCAUGUUGUACAUCAUAGAAGUAAUUGUGAAAGAUGGAUGAUACCUGGGGAAUGUUCAGUAGGGUGAAAUGCUCAGAACAAUGCAGAUACUUUUGUAUAUGUUUUAGGGACACUUAACAGUUGGAUCUGAUUACCGCAUGGUAUUUGCUCUAUUACAUGCCUUUUCUAUCUGCAAUCCAUUGAACAUUUUAAUCACCUGAAUAAGCCCCUGGUUGUAAUACUUCAACAUCACUCUCUGCUGUCACACAGACAUAAUAUGUACUCUACUUUAACACUGUAAUCAACUGUGACUGACUGCUGAGUCUCUAAGAGGUUUGUAAACAAGUAUGUGUAUAUUUGUCAACUUUUAAACUGAAUGGCACAUCACUAUUUAUUAUGGAAAUGUAACUUAUAAGAAUAGCCUUGUUUUACAGUGUCUAUUGCUGGUGUAUUUAAUUGCCAUUAAGUGAAUAAACCCCAGGAACUCAAAUCCA